AUAGCUCGUCGCAGGGUGAUGACGUAGAAUCACGGUUCCCGGUGCUGUUGUGAGUUGCUGAAGUAAAGCAAACGAAAGGUGGGAUUGUCUCCGUCAAACAAACCGAGGACCCGCCUGCCUGAAGCCAUGGAGAUGCACACGUCAGUGCGUGAAAUGUACGUCUCCUCUCAGCCUGACUCCACCUACUUCCUGCGGGUGGAUUGGAGGGAGCAGGGCCUAGGUGCAGGCUUCCAGUUGGUUCUGACUGAUGGACAGGGAGCAUGGAGAGGAGAAGUGAGUGACGCAGCGCUGUGUGAGGAGGCGGAGGAGCUGGAGAUGCAGAAGGAGAGAUACAUCCAUGACCUCCAGCAAGCACUCACAGGGACAGAGAGCUCCAUCACCUACAGCUUCACCCUGAUGCCGUCUCCACCGAACCACAGCUCAACGGUUACACUGGCAUACGAGAAGGUGCAGAAGGACAUCUCGGUGAGUGCUGCACAGAUUUCUCUCUCUCACAUGAAGCGAUACGUUGGUGGUAAAGAGGCCCUGGAGACAGAGCUCUACUCUCGAUUUGUCCUCGUCCUGAAUGAGAAGAAAGCAAAGAUCCGCAGUCUGCAGGAAACUGUCUCACAACUGCAGGAAUCCAGUUCUGAGGGAGAGAAAAAUAAGGAUUCAGUCAAAUCAGACCAAACAGCCGCUGAGGAGGAUGAAUAUGGAGGGAGCACUGACGAGGAGCCAGAGGAAGUGAAGUGCACUGCACCCUCCACUUUACAAACCCGGGACUCCUCUACACCGAGCCCACUGGAUGGCAGCCUAAAGGACAUCACAGACGUGGCUCCUUGUCGCAAACGGCGGUUUCGUCACCUCAAGGCCUCGGACCCUGCGCUUAAAAGACCAAACCCAGAGACUUUGCAAAGAAAGAGGAGUGACUCCCCUGCAGGAUCCAGUAAGCAGCAGACUCCCCAGUGCUCUUCAGAUGCUGCGGCAGCAAGUUCAGCAGCAGAGGACCUGUUUGAGGAUUUUUGACCCAUGUCCCUCUGACUGCGCUGUCACAACGACAGCCGUAAGGACUGCAGGACUCCUUGUCAAACACCUUCACCUACACCUGCAAACUUUAUCUUUUAAUCAGACAGUGUAGGUCCCUGUCUGCUGCUCAGUAGCUGGCAGAAUGUAUAGACAUUGGGAGGGAAUUAAAAAAAUCAAAAAAGAGUCUUGAUUGGACACAGCAUGAGCAAACAACCCUGAGUGCUGGAUAAGUCUUCACACAGCUGAAAGUGUUUACAGGAAGAGAAAAGACAAAACUCAGAUGUGAAAAAAAAAAACAACUUCAUAUCUUAAACGUUGUAAUGAACCUUUCCAGUGGAUGACUCGAGUGUUUGUUUCCUACCCUGAGACACAUGGAUGACAUUAUUUGAUAUGAACAACUUUAUCUUUUGGUUAAUGCAGCAGAUGAAAAGUGAAGUAUCUGUGUUCCAGCUGUGAUAAUACACUGGACAAUGAUAAUGAAAAACGACAAUACAGUGAACAGGGGUUUGACGUUUUACACAUUACAGAUUAAUAAAGUUACCUGAGUAGUCAACUGCUGGCCCCACCACCGACCAGAGGUUUCAGUGAAGAGCACUGUCUAACACAUCUCUCCUGCCAUUCAUUGAGAGUAUGACUCACAGCAUUGUUAUCAAACCUCCUCAUUCUGUUUCUCCAUUUAGUCGUUCCUUUCAUUCGUCACCUGACUGUGAUGGUUAGGGGACUGAUAUUUAUUAAUCAUUUUCUAUUUUCUAGAUUUAUGAGAUUCUAAAUUGUGAUUUUGUGAUUAUGUAUUUGCAAAUGUGUCAUUUUAAUAUUUGCACCAAUAAAACAUGUAAAUAUUGUA
Molecule: messenger RNA, 1849 nt
Organism: Paralichthys olivaceus (Japanese flounder)
Lineage: Eukaryota; Metazoa; Chordata; Actinopteri; Pleuronectiformes; Paralichthyidae
Source: RefSeq, a predicted model, not a curated record